GAUUCAAAAACGACCAGUCGAGCCAUGGCGACCCCAACCGUCGCUGUAUUGGGCCUGGUGCUCCUCGGCGGAGCCCUUGCGGGGCCCUUCCAGAGGCCAACCAACGCCGAGCUCUACGACGAGGUGCGCCAGCUGCUGUCGCUGACCCAGGGCUACCAGCAGCCAGACGUCCAAACCCUAGAAUCGCUCGAAGACAAUACCGACAAACCUGACAUUCCAAGAGCUGUGAAGAACUGGCCUCAGGAGCCCCUCAAACUAGGACAAGUGUCAGGAGUUUCCGUGAAUUCUGCAUUCCAACCAGUAAUAUUCCACCGAGCUGAUCGCGUUUUCGAUCAAUACACUUUUAAUUCAACCAACCAUUUCCAACAACUCCACUUGGGACCAAUUUCCGAGCCGACCGUCCUCACCCUCGAGCCGCAAACCGGGAAAGUUCUGGGAACAUGGGGCGAAAACCUCUUCUAUAUGCCCCAUGGCUUGACCAUCGACCGGCACGACAACUUAUGGGUGACAGAUGUUGCCCUGCACCAAGCCUUCAAGUUUAAGCCGGGCGAGCUCUCCCCGGUUUUGACGUUCGGGCAGCGCCUCACCCCCGGCUCGAGCAAGAACCACCUCUGCAUGCCCACUUCGAUCGCUGUGGCUUCAGAGGGCGAGAUUUUCAUAGCGGAUGGGUACUGUAAUAGCAGGAUUUUGAAGUUCAAUGCGGCUGGGGUGCUUUUGAGGGUCAUGCCUAACCCGCCAGAGUUUUUGUCUUUGCAAGUGCCACACGGGGUUGCUCUGGUGGAGUCUAUGGAUAGGUUGUGUGUGGCGGAUAGGGAGAACAUGAGGGUGGUGUGCCCGAGGGCUGGUUUGUACAGUAUCAAGGGGAAGGCGGAGCCGGCGCUCACCAUCCAGCAGCCUGACAUGGGGAGGGUGUUUGGAGUCGCCGCCAAAGGAAAACUUAUUUACGCCGUAAACGGACCAACAUCGCAACUACUGCCUGUCCAAGGUCUCACAAUAGAUGUCCAAACCGAAUCCGUCAUUGAUCACUGGGCACCCGAAGAGGGCUUCGGGCAGCCCCACGCCAUCGCCGUGUGCCCCAACGGCUCGGCCCUGUACGUGGGCGAGAUCGGGCCGAACCGCAUCUGGAAGUUCGAGCUGGUGCCGCCGAAGAAGAAGUAACCAGCAAUCAAAAAAUCUCACUAUAUCCUGCGCGAAGUUGCUGCAAUAUCAUUCAAGAAUAGCUAGAACCAUAGAGGGACUUCAUACGUAUACCAUAGCGACUUAAGGAGUUAUUGUUACAUUUGCAUAGCACAUUUAUAUUAACUUAUUGUACCAUCAUUUAUAUAGACAAUAAAAAAAUUCCGUUUUA
This is a messenger RNA of Zophobas morio, 1348 nucleotides long. RefSeq names its product peptidyl-alpha-hydroxyglycine alpha-amidating lyase 2-like. NCBI's taxonomy places the organism in Eukaryota, Metazoa, Arthropoda, Insecta, Coleoptera, Tenebrionidae. The coding region runs from base 25 to 1158 and encodes 377 amino acids. Gene Ontology annotation, molecular function: protein binding; catalytic activity. Gene Ontology annotation, cellular component: membrane; extracellular region. The transcript is spliced from 7 exons. Gene Ontology annotation, biological process: peptide metabolic process. The record is from RefSeq and is a predicted model, not a curated record.